AUGUGCAAACUCGUGAUCGAAUUCUUCGUGUGCGCCUGCCCGCUCCGCAACACCUCAAGAUGCCCUCAUCAAGCCUACAUUCGAGAACCCGAAGACAUCUCGGGCUACCCUAGAAACCCUCCAACAAUUAACAACUAUUACCUCCGUGACCAGAGCGACUAUCAACGCUGCAUCGACUGGGAGCCGUUAAAAGGGACAAAUGUCUACUGGGACCACUGCCUCACUGGGAGGGCUCUGAAUACGCGCGGAGGCAGCGACAUGCUGUGCGGUGAGACGGACUCGGAAGUCUACACGCGUCCUGCAACCGUGAAAGUCCCGGGAAUCUGUCCUGCGUGUGAAUCCAAGCACCCGCCGACUGAAGUGCCCAGCAUGCCCCAAGCCUCGCGGUUCCAGUUUGUUGAGUACUGGAUGCGCAAACAUAGGGAGGCGGACCAUAGUGGUUGGCAGCGAGAGGCUCCCAGAGUUCAACCUGAGAGGCAGACGCUGCCGACAGUGGAGACAGACAAAGCAGAGGUGGAACAGAAGCCAGAGACGGACUCAGAGUUUGGGGAGAGGGUGAGGCUAGAGUUAGAGGAGGCUAUUAAAGACGACAUAGAGACCGAGUCGGAGCAAUGGCACCGGGAACAAUAUGAGGAAAUACUCAGGCAAGCGCUGAAGGGAGGGCCGGGGGCAAAGCCAACGCCGAAGCCAGCGCAAGAGUCAGAAGACGAAGACAACCACGAGGGCACAGAAGCCGAGCCCGCAUUUCUACAACCAAGCGACGACGGCGAUGUUGGCGACUUCUUCAUGAUCCGCCGUCCCAGCACCUUUUCAGAGAGCGGAGUUAUCAUCACUACUGGCCUGAACAUAACUGGCCUAAACAUACGAGAAGCCCCCAAGGCCGAUAGCAGCACUAAUUACACCACCGCCGUCACUCAGCCAAGCGCGAGGACGGGCACCGUGCUCCAGACAGCCAUGGCCGCCGCACACAUGACGUUCGAAAUCAUCACCGGCAGAGACAAGCCGGUUUCGGACGAUGCUGAUGACGAUGUGGAGAGUGAAGAUUUCGACAGCGAGCAGAGCGAGCCCGACGCAGCUGAUGAGGACUGGGUGGCGCUGGCGGCGUGA
Molecule: messenger RNA, 1107 nt
Organism: Lasiosphaeria miniovina
Lineage: Eukaryota; Fungi; Ascomycota; Sordariomycetes; Sordariales; Lasiosphaeriaceae
Exons: 1
Coding region: 1-1107 (368 amino acids)
Source: RefSeq, a predicted model, not a curated record